UGAGAACAAAGAUAAUUGAAGGUGGAGAAACUGUUCCAUACGAAAUUUUGGAUGUAAAGUAAUUAUUAACAUAAUAUGUAAAUUCAAGCUUAACAUUGAAAAAAGAUUAUGUAUGAUAAUAUUGUCAUGUCAGAAUUCACUUAUGCUGAUGAUCAUAAAGAAUCAAAUACUACUAUACCUAUCACCCAUACUUCUUGGUUUUCGAAACUAAAAAAUAAUAAUGAUUCGAAUUUAAUUCAGUCUUCUCCUGCUUUAUUAGCUGAUCUUAGUCAAAAAUUAGAACAUCUCAUGCCUGCUGAAAAUAGCUUCAGUUACAAACGGACCUUGAAGCCGAUUCCAAUUAUGGAUGUUCACUUUUCCUUUUUAAAGGCUAAAUCAUUAUGUUUAGCAGGUGUCCGAAGUAGAUAUGAGAGUAAUAGUAAUAUCAAUACUUUUACCAUUAGAGUGAUAAAAGCUGGAAUCAUAGAUAGGAAAUAUGAAUUAACACAAGGUGGUAAAAGAGCAACAGCUCGUAGUUGGAGACCAUUUGGUGUUAUAUUAAGUGGAAGUCAAAUUAUCUUUUUUGCUGAUACAUCUUCAUUUCAAAAUUGGUUAGAGGAGACACCACCACGAAGAAAUAAUAGCUUUCCCACACUUACUUCUUCUUCUGCUUCUUUAAUUCCUACUACAGAAUCUUCUGAUAACUUCAAUAGUCUUGCCUCUGGAUCAUCACAUUUCACUCAAAAGAAAACAAAUACAACUCAGUCUAUACCCAAUAACGUCAAUAGUUCCUUUAGUCAUACUCAUUCGUAUUUAAGACCUGUUCAGAUUAUAUCAUUAUCUUAUGCUGUUUGUAUUUAUGAUGAAGAAUAUACAAAAUACCCUCAUGUAUUUCGUUUAAUUACCGGUGAUGGUCAACAAUUCUUAUUUCGUACUGAAGAUGAUAAAGAGAUGGAAGACUGGAUGUUAAAAAUCAACUAUGCAGCAACAUUGAAAACAACAGGAAUUCGAAUGAGACCUAUAACUACAAUGCCAUCUCUAGCUAAGAGAUCCUUUUCAUCUUCGGGUUACUCUAAUUUGGCUAAUCAACAAAAAUAUGCUGAUCGUUUAAAAAGAGAGAUGAAAGCAAAUGAAAAAGUAGAAGAAUUAACUAUUCGGAUUGAUGAACAAGUAAAACUCUUGGAUCGUGAGCUUCAAUUACGUCGUAAUCUUAUGGUUCUUACACCUUACAUAAGACCUACAAGAGAUCGUAUUCUGGCAUUUGCUGAUUCAGUUGGUAAAAGAAUUAAGUCUAAACGAAUUGAAUUACAACGAUUGCAAUGUUAUAGAGAUUUUCUUGAAUGUGAAUUAGCUUGGUGUCAUUCUCAAAAUGAGCAUCAAAAACAACAAAAAUUAAGAAAAAUGUCACUACCAUUACCUUCGCACUCUUCUGAUGCUUAUAGUGUGACUGAUAAUAAUACAAAAUCCUCUCAUCAUGCAAUCCCUUUGACUGAAAAAAAUAAAGGAACAGUCAAGAGAUCAAGCGAUAUCGUCACUACAGCACCUUCAACCAGUAGUACUAGUCUAUCUUCAGCUUUAUCAUCUUCUACAAUAUCUUCAGGACAACAUUUGCUAGAUGAUACUUUGUCAGCUAUUAGUGGUAAUGAAGAAGAAGAAGAUAAUGAUAGUCAACAUGAAUCCGAAAGAAUCGCGAGUCAUCAUGAUACAGCUAGUUAUCAUGAUAUCUUGCCAACUUCUCAACCUCCUGCCUUUAAAUUCCCUAAAUCGAUUAUUGAUGGCUUGUUCUCCUUUACAGAUAGUGAAAAGAAGAAAAAGAAUGUAAAAGUAGUAGUGACAAAACCGGACAAUAAUGAAGACGUUAAAGAAACUGGAUUAAAACAAAUGAUAAGACGUAGAAGUCAAAGUAAUCCGAUUUUUCCUAAUAGUAAUAACAAAAAGAUACUAUCUUUCUUGGAACUUUCCCCAAUAAGAAGACAAAGAAGUGGAUCAGAGGCAUCCUCUGUGCAAGCUGAUGAUGAUUAUAUGAGUGUAGUUAUCGUAAAUGAUCAAGAAGAAUCUCCAAACGAUCAAAAAGAUGAAUAAUACGUGAUUACUUAUAAUUGGCUAGAAAGUGUGAAUUGCAUGAAAUAAUAAUAAUAAAAAAGGGGAAGGGGAAGAGGAGAAUUGUUUCUACUCUGUAUAACUGAUAGUAUAAUAAUAAAGGAGUUACUUUGGAUAGUGACAUCAUCAUGAAUACCUUUAUUUCAAAUAAGAUUUUUA
Cokeromyces recurvatus is the source of this 2238-nucleotide messenger RNA. RefSeq lists its product as uncharacterized. The coding region runs from base 109 to 2061 and encodes 650 amino acids. The record is from RefSeq and is a predicted model, not a curated record. The transcript is spliced from 3 exons. Lineage: Eukaryota; Fungi; Mucoromycota; Mucoromycetes; Mucorales; Mucoraceae.